AGAGGGAUGGCAGAGGCGAGGGGUUUCCGGAAUCUUCUGGUAAUCAACACGGAGGAGGCAGGGGGGCUUCUAGAUCAUUCCAGUGUGUUCCAGUUUUGGUGCAGGGAGCCAUCGACCAAUAGCAAGCGCGUUCUCGAACCUUCUGGUGGUUUCCAUGCAUUGUGAUUGGUCGGACGUUUCGCCACACCUCCAGACCCUCCUAGAGAGUUCUGCUGCGAUAGGCCGGAUGUGGAUUCUCCACCCUAUAGUCUAUAAAUGGCACGUGUUGCAGUCGGAGUGGAGUUGAGUGUUCGCUGCUUCUUAUCGCGACAGAAACGUGAUAAAGAGAUAACAGACUUUCGUAUUGUUUAUACAGUUACUUUUCUUGGUGACAGUUAUUCUUAUACAGUUAUCCUUAUACAGUUAUUUUAUUCUAGUUGACGUACGAUUGUGAUAAUUCUGUCUAAUUUAUUAGCCACUAAAAGGGUGCACAAUAGCACAGCUAUCAAGAAAGAAACGAACCCUAUCAUUGCACCUUUGAGGAAAUUGAGGAUCAGCAGGAGUAGCAAGCUCUGUACAUCAUCACAUACUGAUGGAAGUGAGGAGAGAGUAGAAGGAGAUGCAUAGGAAAAGAAGCUUAACAUGAAGUAUAUAAUUGUAAAUAUUGUAACAAAAAUAUUAUUAUUUUUUUAUUAUAAUUAAAAGUAUGAAAUUGUAAGUACUACUGUAUAAAAAAUAUUAGUUUGACAUUUUAUUAUAAUUUUUAUUCAACUUGGUCCAACAGAAUAUUAUUUUAUGUAUGUCUAUAUAGAAUUUAGUAUGUGAAACUUUUUUUAUUUGUUAUAUAUUAAAAUUUUGAAUCUUUCAUACAUAAUAUUUUUAUGUUUGCUACUCUUUUCAAAUUAUAUAAUUAAAUCAAUUUAAAUUCAUCCAUGCUCAUAUUCUAUUGUUUAAUUAUUAUCCUUUAAUCCUCUAGCCCAUAAUAUUAACAUUUUCAAAUUGUAUUUUGAUACCUGUAAAGUAUAAAACUACAAAAAUGUAAUAAAAAAGAUAUGUACAAGAUGAUACAUAACUGAUAGGUAUAUAAUAUGUACAUUGCUUACAUAUCUAAAACAUAUCUGUUACAUACCUGAUCUAUAUCAGUUAUGUAUCGGAUAGGUAGAAAUGUCCGCUUUUGUGAUAUGUACCAAGCGAGUAUCAGUGAUACAUAUCAGUGUUAUUCAUCACUGAUAUGUAACUGAUACUUAUCAAUUAAACAAUCAGUUAUGUAUCACUGAUAAAUAACCGAUACUUAUCGAUGAAACAUAUCUGUUACAUAUCACUGUUACAUAACCGACAUGUAUCAAUGAAAUGAAUCAGUUACGUAUCAUUGAUACUUGUUUGGUACAUAUCACAAAAGCAGACAUUUAUACCUAUCUGAUACAUAACUGUUAUAUAUCAGAUAUGCAUCCAUAUGUUUCUGAUAUGUAUUGUAGGUUUCAAGGAUACCUUACAAGGAGCAUACAGGGAAACCCCAGAAAAUUCCUCCUCAAUCAAACAAUUAAAUUACAAACAAAUAAUAAUUUACAAAACAGGAAAGAUGAAGAGAAAAAAUAGAAUAAUGAAAAUUAAAACUGGAACAUAUCUUAUUUGAAAAAAGAAUUGAAACUGAGUACAAUAAUUCAAUUACGCUAUGCUAAGAACUACAGGAGUACAUACUGAUCAAAUAAGUAAUAUUGCUGCUCCUAUUACCCGGUUGCCCUCUGUUUAUUCCUUUCAAAUGUUUCUUGAAUCAAAUAAUUGAACGAGCGUUAGCGAAGUUCUCACUUUUGACUCACUAGAGCUCAGAGUAGUUUUCUGUCUGUUUGUAUGUUCGACAAGAAUUGAUCAAUCAGCUUCAAAAUUUGAGCACGAAUUCUUCGAACCUUUUUACAGGUCAAGUUCGUUGGACAACAGAAUUGACUCACUCCUUCGUCUUUUUCAGGAUAUGAAAAUAACAUUGAAAGUGCAUGAGAGAAAAUUUUGUUUUGACUUAUCAUUCAUCAGUCAAUUAUUUGCAUGCUAUUUCUGUAUUUUUUUUUCAUUCAUUUGAAGAAGCUGAUGCUAUUAUUUGGCAGUUUUCUCACACACACUGUCAGACAGACAGAUUUUAUUAAUGACAGACAGACAGAUGACAGACAGACAGACAGAUCCCAAAUUACUGGAGGAAGUCAUCCAAAUGGACGAGCUGGAGAAAGCAAUAACCCAAUAGAAGAAUGGAAAGGCCACAGGCGAGGAUGACAUCUGCACCGAACAAAUUAAACAAUUUGGAACUGGGACUGAAAAUUGGCUCCUAAACCUUUUUAAUAGCUGCCUGUCAUCGCUGUUCCUUCCCAAAGCCUGGAAGAGAGCAAAGGGCACUUCUACCAGGUAAACCUGCAGACUCUGACUCUAGCUACCGGCCAAUUUCACUCCUGUGCCAUCUCUUCAAGCUCUAUGAGCUUGUAAUUUUCCAGCGCGUUGUGCAGUUCUUUGAGGGGAGACUCAUCCCACAGCAGGCAGGAUUCCAGCCGGGUAAAUCUUGUACAAGCCAGAUAUUAAAGCAAUGGCAAGCAAAUUGAGAGUGGGUUUGAGGAAGGUGUCGUCACAGGCAUGGCUUUAAUAGACCUAACAGCAGCAUACAACACGGUCAACCAUAAUCUCUUGCUCUCCAGGGUUUACAAGAUGACUGGAGACAUGCACCUCACAAGUACCAUCCGUACCCUCCUUCAGAACCGACGAUUCUAUGUCUGCUUGAAUGGAAAAGAAGAGCCGAUGGAGAAUUCAGAAGAACGGUCUCCCUCAAGGGAGCGUCCUGGCACCGCUGCUAUUCAAUGUGAACACAAAUGACCAGCCUAUCACGCCCAAUGCCCACCACUUCCUGUAUGCCAAUGAUCUGGAUAUAUUGGUCAAAGAUCGUUCUUAUGAAGGAGUGGGACUAAGACUGACUCGUGCAUUGGAGGAAAUAUCAGCCUUCUACAAGGAGAGCCACCUUUAACCUUACCCAGGGGAAACACAGGUAUGCCCCUUCCACCUAAGAUCCAGGGAGGCUAGGAGAAGACUGAACUUUACCUGGGAGGGUAAGGCCCUGGAACACACCGGCUCACCAAAAUAUCUUGACAUGACCCUGGACCAAACUCCGACAUACAAACAGCACUGUCAGAAUACAUCAUCAAAAGUCAACUCCAGGAACAGCAUCAUCAGGAAGCUAUGCAGCAGCCAAUGGGGAGCAAACCCCAGCAUGCUCCUGACAUCAGGAAAGGCUCUCUGCCUCUCUGUUGGGGAAUACGCCUGUCCUGUCUGGUGUCAAUCAGCCCACACAAAGAAGGUUGAUACAUCCCUUAAUGAGACAAUGUCGCAUUGCAACUGGUUGCAUGCAACUAACUCCCAUCGACAAACUCUACAGGGCUGCAGGAAUGAACACUCCCAAGAUCAGAAGAGCCAACCACGAAUACUUGGAGAGGUUCAAACAGACUUUCAAUGAGAGACACAUGAUGUACAGUCAGCUGGAGCCAUCGCGUAGCCGACUCAAGUCCAGGAGAAGAUUCAUGAGGUUCACACAGCCAGAACCUCCAGACUGGUACCCACUCCGGGAACCUGACACCACUGGAACCAGUCUGCCAUGGAUAUCCUGGAGGGUGCUGAAUAGGAUACGAACUGGAGUGGCCCCUGCAAAGACCAACCUAGCGUGGUGGGGCUACAUAGCAGAGGAUGACAUCUACUGCGACUGUGGAGAGGCACAGGACAUCGACCCCCUCACACAGUGCCCACUGUGCCCUGUUCACUGCACAGCUGACGACCUCUGGAGGGGGAAUGUACCUGCAGAAGACCUAGCCCACUUCUGAGCUGGAAAACUUGGAGAAUGUCCGGACACGAAAAAGUAAGUAAAAGUAAUUUCGCAGUUGUCACACACACUGUCAUACAGACAGACUUUAUGCGCCGACACAUGAUUUC
Nilaparvata lugens (brown planthopper) is the source of this 3930-nucleotide messenger RNA. RefSeq lists its product as uncharacterized. NCBI's taxonomy places the organism in Eukaryota, Metazoa, Arthropoda, Insecta, Hemiptera, Delphacidae. The coding region runs from base 3321 to 3821 and encodes 166 amino acids. The record is from RefSeq and is a predicted model, not a curated record. The transcript is spliced from 3 exons.